This is a messenger RNA of Cynara cardunculus var. scolymus (artichoke), 1012 nucleotides long. RefSeq names its product peptidyl-prolyl cis-trans isomerase CYP28, chloroplastic. NCBI's taxonomy places the organism in Eukaryota, Viridiplantae, Streptophyta, Magnoliopsida, Asterales, Asteraceae. Gene Ontology annotation, cellular component: chloroplast. Gene Ontology annotation, molecular function: peptidyl-prolyl cis-trans isomerase activity. The record is from RefSeq and is a predicted model, not a curated record. Bases 10 to 900 code for a protein of 296 amino acids. The transcript is spliced from 2 exons. Gene Ontology annotation, biological process: protein peptidyl-prolyl isomerization.
GUCGCCACCAUGGGCUGCCGCUGCUAUACAACCACCGCCACACUCCCUCCUCAACCUCCGCCUUCCACCCUUCUCACCAAACUCCACCUCCACCGCCGCUCUCUUCUCUUUCUCUCCACCGCCACCACUUCUCUCUCUCUCCCUUCCCUCUCCACCGCCUCACCGCAGCAAAAACAACCCGACACCACCAUUACUGACCGCAUCUUCAUGGACUUCAGCAUCUGCCCUAGCUACUUCCAAAACAGAACCCUCGGAUCUGACCUCGCUCUCUGUCCCGAUGCAGAACCCGUCGGCCGGAUUGUUCUUGGCCUCUACGGCAACCUCGUCCCCAUCACCGUUUCCAAUUUUAAGUCCAUGUGCACCGGUGGAUCCGGGUACUAUAAAGGAACACUAAUACAGAAGAUAUUUCCGGGUCAGUUUUUCAUGGCGGGUCGGCAGGGGCGGAGAGAUAAAGGAGAAGUGAAGCCGCCGGUGGGUUUGGUUAGGAAUACGGAGAGUAUUGAUCCUAAAGCUUUCCAAUUAGGGCACUCGAAGGGCGGCGUUCUGUCGUUGUGUUUAUCGGAAAACGAUGAUGAUGAUGAUAUUAAACUUGAUCCAAAUUACCAUAAUGUGGAGUUCAUGAUCACCACAGGUCCAGGUCCUUGCCCUGAUCUUGAUGGAAGAAAUAUCGUUUUUGGUUCUGUUCUUGAAGGUAUGGACGUUGUGGCAAGCAUAUCUUCGAUUCCAACAUACAAACCAGGGGAAAGAAUCCGACAAUACAAUGAUUUGGCGGAGUUUUUUGGAGACGGAAGAGCUAAAAAUGCUCGUGCGAUAUGGGAUCGGCCCCAAAAGACACUUUAUAUCAGCAACUGUGGAGAGCUGAAAGUCACAAAGCCUACCCUGACCCCUUCACUACCUUAAGUCACUUCUUCAAUUCAUUGUGGUACACUUCAAAAUGCAUAUCAUGCCUUUUUGUUAUUAAUUCAUCAUUUAUGGUAUAAAUGUUAAGACUCAUAUCAUAAAUUAGCUGUUA